AUGUAAUAUAAAUAAUAUAAAGAAUGUAGAUUAUGUUAAAGUUCUUUAUCAUAAUUCUAAAUUGAUUAUUUAAAGAAGAAGUAUUAAAUUUGACCAUUUUAAUAGGUAUUAUAAUUCUUUUCAUUUUUAUUUUGGCAAAUCAAUAUCAGAAAUAUUGGGAAAUUUGGCAAUAGAUCAUGUUAUAUUAUAUAAGGAUUUGUUGUACUUUAAUGAUGAUAAUGAAUAUUUAACAAAAUAUUACAAUAGAUUUGAGUAGAAAUAAAUAAUUUGCAAACUACAAUUCAAGGUACUAUAGCGUAUAAUCAAUCAAUUGUGUCUCAGAUUCCAAUACCCAAUUUGUUAAUCGUUACAGCACAUCAGAUUGUUUUGAA
Paramecium sonneborni is the source of this 371-nucleotide messenger RNA. The record is from the annotation of a GenBank genome assembly. NCBI's taxonomy places the organism in Eukaryota, Ciliophora, Oligohymenophorea, Peniculida, Parameciidae.